Metarhizium robertsii ARSEF 23 is the source of this 582-nucleotide messenger RNA. RefSeq names its product ribosomal protein L37. The transcript is spliced from 2 exons. The coding region runs from base 1 to 582 and encodes 193 amino acids. The record is from RefSeq and is a predicted model, not a curated record. Gene Ontology annotation, cellular component: mitochondrial large ribosomal subunit. Gene Ontology annotation, molecular function: structural constituent of ribosome. Lineage: Eukaryota; Fungi; Ascomycota; Sordariomycetes; Hypocreales; Clavicipitaceae.
AUGCUCUGCACAAGGUGCAUUCGCACAGCCGCCGCAAGGCAAAGGCUACCCCUACUACGGCAGUUUUCCGCAUCGGCGCAAUCACGCGCUGCUGAGCCCAAGCUGUCAACACCCGUAACCGACGCAGGUGCCCCCGCGAAGGAAUACUCGAUACCACGAUCAAUUUGCACCGAGGGCACAGUCCUAGCCGGAUUAAACUACAACAAGGGCGGCCAGGACCCCGUCGCCAAGAAAGAUGAGGAAUACCCCGAGUGGCUGUGGUCGUGUCUUGACGUGAUGAAGAAGGGCGCGGACGCAGCUGACGAAAAUGCCGGAGACGAAUUCUCCAAAUCCAAGAAGCAGCGAAAGUUGGCGGCCAAGCGCCAGAAGGCGCUCGAGGCCAAGCUUCUUGCCGAAGGAAACCUCGCUGCUUUGACCCCAAAGAUUCCCAUUCAGCACCAGUCGAUUAAUCUGCCGGGUGAAGAAGGCGGGAGUGUUUCUGAUAAUAUUGCGGCUGCCGAGAAGAGAGAAGAGCUCAGGAGGGCUAUGCGAAAGGAGAGAAAGGCCAAGAUUAAGGAGGCAAACUACUUGAAGUCCAUGUAA